Messenger RNA from Phytophthora nicotianae INRA-310, 1233 nucleotides. RefSeq lists its product as hypothetical. The coding region runs from base 1 to 1233 and encodes 410 amino acids. Lineage: Eukaryota; Oomycota; Peronosporomycetes; Peronosporales; Peronosporaceae. The transcript has 4 exons. The record is from RefSeq and is a predicted model, not a curated record.
AUGAGGGAAAACGCCAAGACCUACCACUUGGUCAACCCGGUGACAAAUUUGCUACAGAAGCAGCGGCACGUGUGUACGCCAGGAGGUCCAUUUCCCGAAGGCGCAAAGCUGGUGAAGAAAACCCGUGAUCUCAACAACUACUUCAAGACCCCGCAACGUGUGGAGAGGAUCUUGCGCGUCCAGCAACACUACGGUUUGCCCGACCUCAGCGCGAUGGUGGACUGUGAUACGCGCGUGGCCUCGACGGUGACGCUGUUUCAGAAGGGUAUCCUGAACUACCCCGCAUUCAAAACCUACUUCCAACGCUGCGAGGCCUACGAUAAUCCCACGGUAUUCGCGAGGUUAUCGAAAGAAGUCUGGCAGACGAUGGCCCAGUGCGAGGCGGUAACACACAUGCUGGCAGACUUGGCACGAAUCGAGGUCCAGAGAGAAGACCAAAUUUCCUCCAACGUGCGACCGGCUCAACGCAAACCAGUUCCGCCCUAUGAUGUGGACGCGCUACGCACGCCUAGAACUACUGCCAAGACGUUGCCCAGGGCUGUAAUCGAUGCGACCUCCCUCUGUGCUAGUGCGGCGAUUUGCCUUGGCCGUAUCAAGGCCCAAGUCCAGAAGUGCUUGACUAAUGUCUCCGCCGAGUCGAUCGUGGUGUUGCUCUUGGAUCAAUGGACCAAGGACUCUAUUGAUUCUUUGGUGCAGUGCAGUACGGAUAGCCCGGGCACCGGCGACGUCGGCAUCACGGAAGAAAAAGCGCCGUCUUUCAAGCUAUGCAUGCUGCAGCGCAUGAGGUACACGAGAGCGCUGGAGAGAAGUCUCCAACUGGACCUCGUGCCGUCAAUGGACGACGAUGACAUGCAAUGUGGAGCGCCGCUGACGUUGGAGGAUGCAGGCCGGCGGUCCCUAAGCUCUCUUCGCCAGGAAGCAGAUGAGGUGCUGGACAGGUGGCUGAGCCACAACGUACCCUGGGUUCAAGUAGCUGUUCAGCAGGCUGACGACAAGGGCAUGACUGCGGAGGCGAUGACAGGCCUCUUACUGGUACGCCGAAGCGGCACUGUGCGCUGGAGUCUACAGGGCCUCUUCAAGCAUCUUGAUGUUUGCCGGUGGUUCAAGGAGGUCGGCGCCAAGCGGUUCCCUUCGGUUUCCGUUCUUGCUCGCGUUUGGCGUGGCCGCGUGUCCUCGAACGCGUUCCAAGAACGCGUGUUCUCGACGGGUCCUGCUCAAGCAGAACCGCUCUGA